Molecule: messenger RNA, 738 nt
Organism: Cyprinus carpio (common carp)
Lineage: Eukaryota; Metazoa; Chordata; Actinopteri; Cypriniformes; Cyprinidae
Gene: nek5
Product: serine/threonine-protein kinase Nek5-like
Exons: 4
Coding region: 151-588 (145 amino acids)
Biological process (GO): protein phosphorylation
Molecular function (GO): ATP binding; protein kinase activity
Source: RefSeq, a predicted model, not a curated record
ACCCCAACACACUGACGGUUUGCACAAGGAGAAAAGCUACGCAACCAACCGCAGGGGUCAGAGGUCAGACAGGAAGUGGAGGAGGAAGUGGUGAAGAGAGCCGAGUGGCAUCGAGACGCAGCGGAGACGUUUCUGAACGCUCUGGAGAACAUGGAUGUGAUGACGGAGAGCAGCAUGAGUCUCGCUCAGACCGUUUCAGAGGAGCAGGAGAGAGGAAACAGGAAGCACUGGACGAAUCGUCUGCCAGAGACUCUGCUGAACGCUCUCUCUCAAGCAGACAUCAUGGACUGCAGCACAGAGACGCUGGAGUCGUCAGAGGAGACGCGUCUCACAGAGGAAGAGUGUGAUGAAGAUGAAGAUGACGUGGAGGUGGAUGAAGAGCGUCUGGAGCCUCGAUCAGAUGAUGAAGACACGAACUUUGAGGAGUCUGAGGACGAGCUGCGGGACGAGGUGAGCGACUCCAUGAGGAACCUCCUCACCACACAGGAGCAGGACGAGGAUCGAGCGGCACAGGAAGUGAACAGCAGAUCAGAGGAAGUGAGGGAGGAGACGCAGCCACCCGCUCAUGAUGAGUCUGCAGUGAACUGAUCCUGUGUUUCAUUCUUUUUGAGUUCUUUUGCUUUCUUUCUUUCAUUCUGUGUGAAUAUGUGUUAAACUGUAAUGUAUUUCUGUGAUGCGCAGCUGUAUUUUCAGCAUCAUUACUCCAGUCUUCAGUGUCACAUGAUCUUCAGAAAUCAU